AUGACCAACGCCACAAAGAACCACCGGUGUGGCCGGUGCCGUCGCGAUUUCGCUCGCCUAGAGCACCUCCAACGUCAUGAGCGCUCGCAUACCAAGGAGAAGCCCUUCAAGUGCAAGCUUGCGACCAAUCCCUGGGCCAAACAAAGUCUUCUCGCAGGAUGGGAUGGGCUGGCUGACAAGACCUCUAGGGAUCUUCUUCGCCGGCACGACCGGUUGACGCACGAUAUGAACUCGGAGGCAGGAGAUGACGCUGCCCGUUUCGAGUCGGGCCAGGCGUCGCCGCAGGCGCAGACACAGCAGCUGCCGCCCGAGAUGCUCCUUGAGGAGUCCAUGUCAGACAUGCCCAUGAUGUCUAUACCAAACCACGACGCUGCCUCGUCGUGCGCGCCGAUUCCCAUGGUUGAUUUCGACAUGAACGAGAGCAACAUGGUCAUGGGCAACUACUUUGACGAUUUUGCGUCCUUUAUGGACAAUGUCCCCAUUCCCAACUCGGUCUUCUCGCCCUCAUACCAGCCUAUGUUCGCGUUCCUCCCGGGCAGUGCUGAUCCUGUAUCCUUUCAUGGCCACGCUGAGACUCUGCGUGAGGCGGAGCAGCCAUUCCCUCUAGGCGCACAGCAGCAAAAUCAUUCUUCAGCGGGCGAUUCUGCCUUGUCGGCAUAUGGAUCACGCUUACCGUCAUUGCAACCGGAGGACCGACCAGACUCGCCCUUUGCUCACCGGAAUAAUGAGCGGCAUCAGCAACAAUCCCGAAACUCGCAAAAAUCACAUCGCAACCGCAAUGGCUAUCCUGAAGUGUCCACGCAGGAUCGAGACAAGGCCAUGCAAGAGCUGGCAGGCUUCUCCUCGUGUCUGCCAGCCAAUCUCGUGCUCCCCACCAAGCACGCACUCUCACGCUUCGUCUCGGGCUACUUGAGCGUCUUCAACGACCACUAUCCGUUCCUCCAUACCCACACGCUGCGGUUGGGCGCCGUGCGGGUCGAGCUCUUCCUGGCCAUUGCAGCCGUCGGCGCUCGUUAUUCCCGCGAGCCUGAGGCCAGCAACGAGCUGUUCCACCUGGCCAAGGCGGUUGCGCAAGAGCGUCUACGAAGGACCCGCGAGUCCGGAACGGCAAGGGGAAGCGGCCCUGGUCUCGCAAGAAAAGGAGACGCAGGCGACACAUCAGAUGAUGCUCGAUCCGGCCAGAUUGAAACCAUGCAGGCGCUCGUCUUGCUCAUAGCUAUCGCAACGUGGUUCAAGAGGAGACCUGACAUGUACGAAGCGCUCUCCAUACGGAGCAUUCUCGACUCACUCGUCCGGGAAGACAAUCUUCAGCAUGAGCGAGUGAUCCGCCCGUCGGGCUGGAUGGAGUGGGUUCGCUAUGAGUCCCUCAAAAGGACCAAGCUGGUCAUUUUCUGCUUCUUCAACAUUCACUCCAUUGUGUUUGACAUGCCACCCAUGAUGCUGUCUGACCAGUUGCGUCAGGAUCUGCCCUGCGCCGAGAAUGAGUGGAAGGCCGGCAGCGAGCAAGAAUGGCUCGCCUGCCACGACGGCCAAAUCAUGCAAGAAGACUCCAAGACGGCCUUGGAGAGGCUAUUUGAGCCUCCAGAAGCCGAUCGGGCCUUGGUAUCACUGUUUCCGCCAAACGGUGGCUCUCCCAGCUCGGGGUUCUCCCCCCUGGGGGGGUGUGUCCUGAUCCAUGCCAUCAUUCAACGGAUCUGGCUAGUGAGAAAUUCGGGCUUCUACAGUGGUCAUGCGAGCCAGCAGCUGUCGCCUGAUAUAAUGAGCACUUUUGAGCGAGCCCUCAAGUCUUGGUCAUCGUGCUGGGAGUCCGGACUGGAGUCUUCCAUGGACCCCCUGAGCCCCCACGGCCCUCUUUCAUUCACGUCAACAGCACUGCUCCGCCUUGCCUACAUCCGUAUUAACAUGGACCUUGGCCCGAUCCGCUCGCUGGACUCGUGGGACCCCAGCAUCAUCGCGCGGUCACUCGACAGCAGCCCUCCAGCGCAGCGGAGCCACCGGCUCACACGGGCUGCCCUGCACUGCGCACACGCACUGAGCAUCCCGGUCAAGCUCGGCAUCAACUACGUGGCCCAGACUCAGGUGGUGUACUGGUCCAACCAACACGCAUUGUGCUCCCUCGAGUGCGCCGUCUUGCUGGCCAAGUGGCUCGAGGCGGUCACCGUGCCGGAGCCGGACCCGCCCCUCAACCCGGCCGAAAGGCGCAUGCUGGACUUUGUGGUCCAGCUGGUGGCUGAAACUCACUACAAGGGCCAGGCAGAUAGGGCUCUCCAAGACAAGUGCUCCCUAUCCUCGACGGUGGUCCGGUUGUGGGCUUCUCUGUACAAGGCAGAGAGCGUAUGGGAAAUGGUGGACUUGAUUGCCCGCUCACUGAACGCGUUUGCCGAUCUGUUGGAGACGCGGAGCCGUGCCUCGGAAGCUCCCGCUUGA
This is a messenger RNA of Clonostachys rhizophaga, 2427 nucleotides long. Lineage: Eukaryota; Fungi; Ascomycota; Sordariomycetes; Hypocreales; Bionectriaceae. The record is from the annotation of a GenBank genome assembly.